Molecule: messenger RNA, 813 nt
Organism: Effrenium voratum
Lineage: Eukaryota; Dinophyceae; Suessiales; Symbiodiniaceae
Source: the annotation of a GenBank genome assembly
AUGGGUUUGGUUCGGGGUGUGGAUCAGGCCGGUCAGAUCGUGCGCUUCUUCGGGUGCCUCGGCGCCCUGUUGGGUGGCGCAAAGCUGGAGCAUCAGAAGGAGCUCAAGGAGGAGGAGGCCAAGAUCAAGAUCGAGAAGAAGGCCCCGCGGAAGCGAGAGGCUUCAGAGCCCCUGAAGCCCCGCAGGACCUCAAUGGCGGUAGGCGCUCUGGAGGCUCCAAAGCGCUCCGGCUCCGCCUCACGUCGGGCCACGGUGGCGUCCCCCAAAAACUGGGUGCCACCGGAGGAGAUGCUGGCCGAGAAGUUCGGCAAGUCAGAUGACAUCAGGGUGGACGAGGGCCGCCUUGAGGCGCCGAUCCGCCGCGUGAGCAAGACGGGCAUCGAGUUUAUUUGCCCUGAGCCAGCCAGCCCCAGCUCCCCCUCCUCGCCAGACGAGCGGGAGACGGUCUACAUUGAGGUGAGCGCACUCUUCGACAACAAGCUCGGGGUACGUCUCCGCAUGGAGGGCCUCGUGGUGAGCAACUUCGAUGUCCCUGAGGCCGCAGAAGUCGGCUGGAAGUUUGGGGACGAAAUCGUCGAGGUCAACCAUCGGCCCGUGUGCUCUCGAGAGGACUUCCGGCGGGAGCUGGCGGAGGCCAGGAAGCUGCUGCCCAUCGUCUUCACCGUGAAGCGUCAGCUUCAGACAGAGACCAGGGGCAGGAGAACAAUCGCCGGAGUUGGCGCCAAAGAAGUCAAGGAGGCGAAGGACAAAGACAGGCGCAAGAAGCGACAGAGUCACAGCGUGCCCGCACAUCGCCCAAUUGACACUGAGUGA